Molecule: messenger RNA, 822 nt
Organism: Lampris incognitus (smalleye Pacific opah)
Lineage: Eukaryota; Metazoa; Chordata; Actinopteri; Lampriformes; Lampridae
Product: chymotrypsin-like elastase family member 2A
Exons: 7
Coding region: 1-822 (273 amino acids)
Biological process (GO): proteolysis
Molecular function (GO): serine-type endopeptidase activity
Source: RefSeq, a predicted model, not a curated record
AUGGCUUCAAUCAUUCUGGUCCUGGCUCUCAUCGCAAGCGCCUAUGGCUGUGGCGUCCCUCCUAUUGAACCUGACGUGACCAGGGUAGUGAAUGGCGAGGAGGCUCGUCCUAACAGCUGGCCCUGGCAGAUUUCACUGCAGUACAAGAGGGAUGGUGCCUGGAGACACACCUGCGGUGGAUCUCUCAUCAGUACAAACUGGGUUAUGACUGCUGCUCACUGCAUAAACAUGAAGUUGGAUUAUCGUGUCGUUGUGGGCAAACACAACCUGGAGGUGGCUGAGUCCAGUGCCAAGGCCUUCCAGACAUUAAAGAUCAUCGUGCACAGACACUACAACCCCGUACUGCUGUCCAUCGGUAACGACAUUGCCAUGAUCAAGUUGGCGGGGCAUGUGACCUUGAGUGACCAGGUCCAACUGGCCUGUAUUCCAGGCCCUGACACCAUCCUGCCUCACAACUACCCCUGCUACAUCACUGGCUGGGGCAGACUCUCCACUGGGGGCCCCACCUCUGCCACUCUCCAGCAGGCUCUGUUGCCCGUUGUGGACCACAAAACAUGCACCCAGAGUGACUGGUGGGGUGUGUCUAUCCGUCGAUCAAUGAUGUGUGCUGGAGGAGACGGUGUGGUUGGAGGCUGCAAUGGGGAUUCUGGAGGCCCUUUGAAUUGUAAGAAUGCAGAGGGGGUCUGGGAGGUCCACGGCAUUGCCAGCUUCGUCUCUGGCUUGGGAUGCAACUAUGUCAAGAAGCCCACCGUCUUUACCCGUGUGUCCGACUAUAAUGAAUGGAUCGAUGAGGUAAUGGGUUCAGUUUUUCCCUCCCAAUGA